Messenger RNA from Loxodonta africana (African savanna elephant), 9203 nucleotides. It is a transcript of the gene INSR, whose product is annotated as insulin receptor. Gene Ontology annotation, biological process: positive regulation of MAPK cascade; cell surface receptor protein tyrosine kinase signaling pathway; positive regulation of kinase activity. Gene Ontology annotation, cellular component: insulin receptor complex; axon; plasma membrane. The record is from RefSeq and is a predicted model, not a curated record. Bases 24 to 4172 code for a protein of 1382 amino acids. Lineage: Eukaryota; Metazoa; Chordata; Mammalia; Proboscidea; Elephantidae. The transcript has 22 exons. Gene Ontology annotation, molecular function: insulin receptor substrate binding; phosphatidylinositol 3-kinase binding; insulin receptor activity.
UGGGACCCCGCGCUCCCGCAGUCAUGGGCUCCGGGGGCCAGCGGGGGGCGGCGGCCGCGCCGCUGCUGGUGGCCGUGGCCGCACUGUUGGUGGGCGCCGCGGGCCACCUGUACCCUGGAGAAGUGUGUCCUGGCAUGGAUAUUCGGAACAACCUCACCCGGCUGCACGAGCUGGAGAACUGUUCUGUCAUUGAAGGACAUUUGCAGAUAUUGUUGAUGUUUAAAACGAGGCCCGAAGAUUUCCGAGACCUCAGUUUCCCCAAACUCAUCAUGAUCACUGACUACUUGUUGCUCUUCCGGGUCUAUGGGCUCGAGAGCCUCAAGGACCUGUUCCCCAACCUCACAGUCAUCCGGGGCUCACGCCUCUUCUUCAACUAUGCGCUGGUCAUUUUCGAGAUGGUGCACCUGAAGGAGCUUGGCCUCUACAACCUGAUGAAUAUCACCCGGGGGGCUGUCCGCAUCGAGAAGAACAAUGAGCUGUGCUACCUGGCCACCAUUGACUGGUCACGCAUCCUGGACUCUGUGGAGGAUAAUUACAUCGUGCUGAACAAAGACGACAAUGAAGAGUGCGGGGACAUCUGUCCGGGCACUGCCAAGGGCAAGACCAACUGCCCAGCCACUGUCAUCAAUGGGCAGUUUGUUGAGCGGUGUUGGACCCAUAGCCACUGCCAGAAAGUUUGCCCGACCAUCUGUAAGUCUCACGGCUGCACCGCUGAAGGCCUGUGCUGCCACAGUGAGUGUCUGGGCAACUGCUCCGAGCCCGACGACCCCACCAAGUGCGUGGCCUGCCGCAACUUCUACCUGGACGGCAGGUGCGUGGAGACCUGCCCGCCCCUCUACUACCACUUCCAGGACUGGCGCUGCGUCAACUUCAGCUUCUGCCAGGACCUGCACAACAAAUGCAAGAACUCACGGAGGCAGGGCUGCCACCAGUACGUCAUUCACAACAACAAGUGCAUCCCCGAGUGUCCCUCUGGAUACACGAUGAACUCCAGCAACCUCAUGUGCACCCCAUGCUUGGGCCCCUGCCCCAAGGUUUGCCACCUCCUGGAGGGCGAGAAGACCAUCGACUCGGUGACGUCUGCCCAGGAGCUCCGGGGGUGCACCGUGGUCAACGGGAGCCUGAUCAUCAACAUCCGAGGAGGCAACAACCUGGCAGCUGAGCUAGAGGCCAACCUAGGUCUCAUUGAAGAGAUUUCAGGGUAUCUCAAAAUUCGCCGAUCCUACGCUCUCGUGUCACUUUCCUUCUUCCGGAAGUUACGUCUGAUUCGAGGAGAGAGCCUAGAAGUCGGGAACUACUCCUUCUACGCCUUGGACAAUCAGAACCUAAGGCAGCUAUGGGACUGGAGCAAACACAACCUCACCAUCACUCGGGGGAAACUCUUCUUCCACUAUAACCCCAAGCUUUGCUUGUCAGAAAUUCAUAAGAUGGAGGAAGUUUCGGGAACCAAGGGGCGCCAGGAAAGAAACGACAUUGCCGUGAAGACCAAUGGGGAUCAGGCAUCCUGUGAAAAUGAAUUACUUAAAUUUUCUUACAUCCGGACAUCUUUUGACAAGAUCUUGCUCAGGUGGGAGCCAUAUUGGCCCCCCGACUUCCGAGACCUCCUGGGGUUCAUGCUUUUCUAUAAAGAGGCCCCCUAUCAGAAUGUGACAGAAUUUGACGGGCAGGAUGCCUGUGGUUCCAACAGCUGGACGGUGGUGGACAUUGACCCGCCCCAGAGGUCCAACGACCCCAAGUCACAGCCCCACCCUGGGUGGCUGAUGCGGGGCCUCAAGCCCUGGACUCAGUACGCCAUCUUUGUCAAGACCUUGGUCACCUUUUCUGAUGAGCGCCGGACCUAUGGGGCCAAGAGUGACAUCAUCUAUGUCCAGACAGAUGCUACCAAUCCUUCCGUCCCUCUGGAUCCAAUCUCAGUUUCUAAUUCCUCAUCCCAGAUUAUUUUGAAGUGGAAACCCCCUUCGGACCCCAACGGCAACAUCACUCACUACCUGGUUUUCUGGGAGAGGCAGGCGGAAGACAGUGAGCUGUAUGAGUUGGAUUAUUGCCUCAAAGGGUUGAAGCUGCCCUCCCGGACCUGGUCUCCACCGUUCGAGUCUGAAGAGUCCCAGAAACACAACCAGAGUGACUAUGAAGAGUCAGCCAGCGACUGCUGUGCCUGUCCCAAGACCGACUCUCAGAUCCUCAAGGAGCUGGAGGAGUCCUCGUUCCGCAAGACAUUCGAGGAUUACCUGCACAAUGUGGUUUUCGUCCCCAGAAAAACCUCUUCAGGCCCUGGCGCCGAGGACCCUAGGCCAUCGCGGAAACGCAGGGCCCUUGGCGAUGUUGGGAACGUGACAGUGGCCGUGCCCACGAUUCCAGGUUUCCCCAAUGUCUCCUCAACCAGAGUGCCCACUAGCCCGGCAGAGCACCGGCCCUUCGAGAAAGUGGUAAACAAGGAGUCGCUGGUCAUUUCUGGCCUGCGUCAUUUCACUGGCUAUCGCAUCGAAGUGCAGGCUUGCAACCAAGAUGCCCCAGAGGAAAGGUGUAGCGUGGCAGCCUAUGUCAGCGCCAGAACUAUGCCCGAAGCCAAGGCUGACGACAUCGUUGGUCCAGUGACCCAUGAAAUCUUCGAGAACAAUGUCGUCCACUUGAUGUGGCAGGAGCCAAAGGAACCCAAUGGUCUGAUUGUGCUGUACGAAGUGAGUUAUCGGCGAUAUGGCGAUGAGGAGCUGCACCUUUGCGUCUCCCGUAGGCAUUUUGCCCUGGAGCGGGGCUGCCGGCUGCGAGGGCUGCCCCCAGGCAACUACAGCGUGCGCGUGCGGGCCACCUCCCUGGCGGGCAAUGGCUCCUGGACCGAAGCCACCCAUUUCUACGUAACAGACUACUUGGACGUCCCAUCAAAUAUUGCAAAAAUCAUCAUUGGCCCACUCAUCUUUGUCUUUCUCGUCAGUGUUGUGAUUGGGAGUAUUUAUCUAUUCCUGAGAAAGAGGCAGCCAGACGGUCCAUUGGGACCGCUGUAUGCUUCUUCAAACCCUGAGUACCUCAGUGCCAGCGAUGUGUUUCCCUGCUCUGUCUACGUGCCUGACGAGUGGGAGGUACCCCGCGAGAAGAUCACCCUCCUGCGUGAGCUGGGCCAGGGCUCCUUCGGCAUGGUGUACGAGGGCAAUGCCAGGGACAUUGUCAAGGGCGAGGCGGAGACCCACGUGGCAGUGAAGACAGUCAACGAGUCAGCCAGCCUGCGAGAGCGGAUCGAGUUCCUCAAUGAGGCCUCUGUCAUGAAGGGUUUCACCUGCCACCACGUGGUCCGCCUCCUGGGGGUGGUGUCCAAAGGUCAGCCGACGCUGGUGGUGAUGGAGUUGAUGGCUCACGGGGACCUGAAGAGCUACCUCCGUUCGCUGCGGCCAGAGGCUGAGAACAAUCCCGGCCGCCCUCCCCCCACCCUGCAAGAGAUGAUUCAGAUGGCAGCUGAGAUUGCAGAUGGGAUGGCAUACCUGAAUGCCAAGAAGUUUGUGCACCGGGACCUCGCAGCUCGCAACUGCAUGGUGGCCCACGAUUUCACCGUCAAAAUUGGAGACUUUGGAAUGACCAGAGACAUCUAUGAAACGGAUUACUACCGGAAAGGGGGGAAGGGCCUGCUCCCUGUGCGGUGGAUGGCCCCGGAAUCGCUCAAGGAUGGUGUCUUUACCACGUCUUCUGACAUGUGGUCCUUUGGUGUGGUCCUUUGGGAAAUCACCAGCUUGGCGGAGCAGCCUUACCAAGGCCUGUCUAACGAGCAGGUGUUGAAAUUUGUCAUGGAUGGGGGGUAUCUGGAUCAACCUGACAACUGUCCAGAGAGAGUCACCAGCCUGAUGCAAAUGUGCUGGCAGUUCAACCCCAAGAUGCGGCCGACCUUCCUGGAGAUUGUCGACCUGCUCAAGGACGACCUUCACCCUAGCUUUCCGGAAGUUUCCUUCUUCCACAGCGAGGAAAACAAGGCUCCCGAGAGUGAGGAGCUGGAGAUGGAGUUUGAGGACAUGGAGAACAUCCCCCUGGAUCAGUCCUCGCACUCUCAGAGGGACGAGGCCAGGGGCCGGGACGGCGGGUCCUCGCUGAGCCUAAAGCGGAACUACGACGAGCACAUCCCCUACACCCACAUGAACGGGGGCAAGAAGAACGGGCGGAUUCUGCCUCUGCCCAGGUUGAAUCCUUCCUAACGGUGCCUGUUGGGAAGGGUCCCUGUCUCUGCCUGCCUCUGGUGUGAAGGCCUUCAGAAAUCUCAGGAUUCUCACGACUCUGCUACAGUGUCACCCCGAACUCAAGAGAUAACGACUCUACGUUUGUGGUCAUCCUAAGACUUAAAACACAUUUGUUGGAUUGACAAUUUGACUCAUCGUCAGCGGAUUUAACUGUGAACAUGGAGGGGAAGGGGUUUCCUUGGCUGCCGGGCUGCCGGCAACCGUGGCUUCAAGCCAGGAUGUUAUUAUUAUUAUUUUCUUUUUUCUAGUAGAUGGAAAGAAAGCACCCGUUUCUACAAAGUUUUUUUUUUUUUUUUUCCUUGCUGGUGUCUCAGCUACAGUAUAAAACCUAAAACUUGUCUGUGGAACAGAAGUUUGAAAAGAAAAAGUCUGUUCCAGCAGAAUUGCAAACAUUAGAGCUUCGGGAAGAUUUUUUUUUUUUUUCCAGGCUGAAGGAAAUUUUUUUUUUAAUUUUCACAAAAUCAGUUCCUCAAAUUGACCAAUAGCUGCUGCUUUCAGAAGAUAAGAGUCUGCAGUCUGGUGUGCGUUCACGUGUGUGCACGUGUGUGUGUGCGUGUGUCCCGGUUAGACACAGGGUGUGUGUGUGUUUGUGUGUGUGUGGGUGUGUGUGUGCAGAGUACUCACGCUGGGUUGAUGCUUUGGGGUUGGCUCCCGAAGGUUCUGCUCUUCCCGAGUGUGUGAGCCCAUUUCCCUCCCUCCUUUCUUCCUCAUUGACCGGGAGAUUGUGCCCGGGACAGAAUCUUCUUGUGUCCUAACUUGAGCCUCAGGACUCCUCUCCCUUAACUUUGGUGAAAAACGUUUUCCAGGAGCCGAGGGAGUAACAUUUAGUUUGGAGUAAUGGAUCUUUUCAAGACCAAACAAAGCCAGGACAAAAAGAAAGGAAAAAGACAAAAAAAAAAAAAAAAGGGAACUGAGGUGACAAAAUGUUUCAAGAAUAUAUUUGUAACAUAUUUAAUUUUAAAAAAUGUCCAGCAUUAACCUCGUGAGUUAUCGACUCUUGGGAGCAUCAUAAAGCAGGUGACCUCUUUGUUUGGUCUUAAAGGCAUCCAUUUUCUGGGAAUAAAGCCACAUUAGCUGCUAACCCUUUUGGACGUUGUAGGCCAUGUUAAGGGUGUGGGCAACUGUGUCUUAUAGGUGGUUUGGUUGUGACAGCACCAUCUGCUGGAAGAUUCCUGCUCGGUUAAGCUGGUGGCGACCUAGAGCCAAGCCCUGUCUUCGCUGGCACCUGUGGCUCCGUGGUCCUUUGGUUCCCCGCGGGUACUGCACGUGCUUCCUUCCAAUCUGGGUCUGCGUUUUCUGCAGUAACUGUGCAAACGCGACAGCAUCCAAUCCCAAAGAGCAACCUAGACAGGUGAAAUUUUGAGAACACUAAACAAACACUAUAAAGCAAGACAUGCUGAAAACACCUGUUGGCCCCCUCGACCCUUGGAGCAUCUGACUGUCCUCAGGACUGACCUUCUAGAAGCUGCCCUGCGCCCAGCGACCUCAGAUGUGCCAGGCGUGGGCAGAACUCUCAGGUGCCUAUGGCAUUGUAAUCCCAAGGAGAGUGGAGUCUGGAGGGGAAGCCAGCAAAGGACCUUUACACCACCGAGGAAUCGCGGAUGGCCUUGAAUCCGUAGUUUCUUCUCUUUGGGAAGAGAACUACAGCUGCUCAAAUAAAGGACACAGUGAACUCUUUUCUUGGGUUCCUCAAAACCGUCACCCACAGGUUAUCCCUGAGUGCGUUUUCUCACAAGUCUUUGACUGCUUUCUUCUCUUCUUCUUCUCGUAACAGUUGUGGGACUAAGAAUGGAAUAGAGGCGUAAUCCUCAACCUCCGAGCCUUCUCAGUUAAGAACACAGGUAGACACAAAUCCCAAUGGUCCAUUGCUAUCUUAUUUAUAUGAUCUGAGAAAUUAACAGCAUGUAAAAUAUUGCCAGCGAGCCUCAGUGAUCGGAUACAAGAAGCAAGAGUACAAAAUUUAUUUUCGCCAAAUUCGUUUUGUAAAUAGAAGAGGGUCUGUCAGUAAAUUAUAAAACACGUAGAUCUAGGUGUGUUGUUCUUUUCAUAGUGAAUUUGUAGUGGCCGCAAACUACGUUAGCAGCAAUUUUCAUGUUUUUCUAAUUCAGAAAGGUUUUCUUACAUUUAGGGGAAAAAUUAUUUAUUUUAAUAUAUAAAAUCACUGUAAAAAUCACUUUCGUAAAAAAUGAAGCGCAUGUAAAUUUUUAUCAAAGAAAAUAAACAGGUGGAUGUGGGGUGAUGAUUUUUUUGUUUUUCAGCACAGUCUACCUCAGUGUAUUGUUAGGAUGUAGUUAAUAACGGACAUCUCGAGACUUCAGAAUUCUGCCUAGAUCCCGUCUGAAUCAGGGGAAACCCAGAUCAGCCGAUUCCGAACACCAGGGACCAGGAAGAAUUGUGAGGGAGGGAGUCGGGAUGGGGAAGGUGUAACGCGUGUGAGCACAGAUCCUUUUUCUCCUGGUUGUCAAUAUUCUUUCUGAAUUCCAUCUGCCUGCCUGUUUUUCCUUUUUUUUGGAGGCGGAGGGGGCGAGGGGUCCUCCAUCAACACUGCUUCCCAACAUGAACCAAGCUUCAGGCCGCCAUGACAUAUCUGAUGUGUGGGGUACCCCAACCCGGCCUACCCUCUUUUGGUGAGAAGUGGGCGCUGCAUCUCCUGCUGAAGCAGACAGCUUUGGUUCAGAGCCAGUGUUCCUCCUACCCAUCCAUACUCCUUCAGUGAGCAUCCAGUGUCCUGGGUCUCCAGUGGAUUUUUCUUACCCUUUUAGGCUGAGGACGCUCACUGGGAGCAGAACAAAUCAUACUCAUGGGUACCUCAGACACAAACACCCAAGUCUAUGCCCCUUUUUAUUUCCUGAGUGGAAAGGGGGCAUUAUGGGAAAUCCCAAUCCAAAACCCACGAGCACAACAAAAUGUGAGGCCCCCGGGUUGGGGUUUCAUUGACUUCCAGCUGAUAGUGCUUCAUCCUGUGUGGCUUUGAGAGCCCAUGUGCAGGUCGGGCAGGGCUGCUCUUUUCAAACGUGGGGCACUGCCCUGCAGACUCGCCCUUCUCCACCUGCCCUGGAAAAGGGACGCAUGUUGGGCCCCCCUGUGUAGUGGGAUUUCACCAACUACAUUUAGCUGUUUCUUCUGCCACAGUGAAAAGAGCAAGCAGCUGUUGGGUCAAAAGCCUUCUUUUGCAUCAGAAACUGUUGACUUUGUAACAAUAGAACUUUGGUUCUUUAAAGUGAUGUAUCUCCUGGGGGUUUGGAAUGAUGGGUUUAGAAAAGCAACGGAGCCAUGCUUAGGUUGAAGCUUUGCAUUUGUUUUUAAAGAUGAUUCACUACUAUUAAAACCCAUUUCAUUAACUUGGUGGAAGACAUGUAGUAGUUUCUUCUUCUGGGAGAAGAAUACCAAACACAUCACUUUCACCCUGGAUCAGUGAUGACAAGCACAGAUCUGAAAAUGUUUGCAUUCUUGGCGCAGUGCUGGGUGUGUUGUUCUAAGCUAGUAGGAGGGUGGAGUGCUGCUGGUUCUCUGGAAAUAGACUGAACACAACCGAGAGAAGAUGUGGGGAUUGACGCAAAGGUCUACACAUCCGAUCUUGUGACCGUUGGAGACUAUGCCACUAAUUGAUGGACAGAUCUUCCACCGUCUCCCACCAGGGUGACAGUCUGCUAUGAAAGGUUCUUUUCGGGUAUUAGAUGUUUGCUCGUAGCCAGCUGUACCACUGGUCUCUGGGCAGGAACACUGUCAGGGCGCAACCCAUGCUGGCUGUCUCGGUAAGUGAUUGGAUGUGCUGUGGUCUCGAUGACAAUCAUUUUUCUACUUCACAGUGGGUGGAAGCUUGGGGUUAAAUGUCUUUUGGAUGCCACCUAGUGAGCCCUUGACACCUUGGACUCUAGUAAUGAUGGUUUUGUUGGGAGUGGGGAUGGGGAAUGCUGAUUUUAUACAAAAUGCACGUGGAGUGGUGUCACUGCAGAAGGCCUUCCCGAAUGAUCUUCAGAGUAUCAAUUUACAGCAGAGGAGAGGCUGGGAGUGGAAGAACAGAUCAACGCUUGAACCGAAAGAAUGUGAUGGACUUUCAGGGGCUGUGACUGAAGGUGAACGUUUCCUUAGGGGUACGAAACAAUGAUUUCUUUUUAGCUCAGUGUCACCUUCUCGUGCCAGCGAAGGCCUCAAACCAGGCUCCAGCUAAAUUUUUAUUUGGGUGUUGGCAAUAAAAAUCCUUGUUAAAAAGCAGAUAGGUAAUGGACUUGGGACUCCAGGCCCCACGUCAGAAGGAAGGAAUGGCCCAAAAUGAGUGCGUGUCCACACAGACAUUCAAGCACGGCUUGUUUAGUCUUCGUACUUGGCGUCAAAGUUGCUGCUCCUUGCUCCUUUGUGUGCCUGGGUGGUCUUGGCCCUGUGUAUCAGCAGACAUCUCCUGUCCACGGUCAGCAGUGCGGGAUCCAAUGUGCCGUGACUUAAGCAGAAAGCUCAGAAACACACAUAACCCACAAAAACUCAAUUAUUGUUUGUUCAAUGUUUUCCUACAAGAGCCAAGUAGUGACAUGUACAGAAAAUGCCUUUUUGGAAUAUUGAAAUCGUUCUGCAUGUAAAAUAUUGGAUAAUUAAUUACCUGUUUAUAUUAAAAUUCUGAAUAAAUUAUCUGAGAAUAUACUUGUUUUUGAGUGAUGUUCAUGCUAGGACCUGUGGCCUGUGUAGCAUUGUGGCUGUGGGUUAGGUUAAAGGAAAUCUCCCAGGAAGUCGUGGGUUCCUAUUAUCACCCUGAGAUCGAGGAUCUGCUCUCAGGGUGGGUGGAUGGGCAUGUGUGAGGAUAUCCUUUGGCCAGGGAGGGACCUUGGAUUAAAAGAGGAUUUUGAACAGCUGUCCUGUGGGCUGAAUACAUAGCGUAGGGCAUUAGGAGACAGGCUCCCUCUCUUCAGCUCCCUGUGUGACUUUGAAAAAGCCAAGUAACCCCAUGUAGGACAGGUUACAGGUUACAAAAGUCCAACUUACAUACAACCUAUAGGU